This is a messenger RNA of Rhodofomes roseus, 2009 nucleotides long. RefSeq lists its product as uncharacterized. Gene Ontology annotation, molecular function: calcium ion binding. Bases 165 to 1634 code for a protein of 489 amino acids. The transcript has 3 exons. Lineage: Eukaryota; Fungi; Basidiomycota; Agaricomycetes; Polyporales; Fomitopsidaceae. The record is from RefSeq and is a predicted model, not a curated record.
UGAAGUUACAGCGCGCGCUACAGUCGGGCCACUUCCGCCAUGACCGUAGGCCCCGCUUUAGUCUUUCGAGGCACAGCUUUGCGCUGCACAGCUUCCCUCUCCGUCUGCAUGUCGCUUGUACGGUGCAGCCGUAUCGCGCAGCCUGCUCUACGCCAAUAAAGUGCAUGCCAGGGCGCAAGAACCCGCUGCAGAUAUCCCGGAUAACUGAACAAAUCCAAACUGCGAUCACGGCCAUAUCUUCCAAGACGGAGGCCCCAUCUGACCCGCUCGCUCUCGCCAUCACCCAGUCGCGACUAGAGAACAGACCCAUUGAGAUGUCGUUCAACGACCUCGUCAUCCAGUUCCAGGGAGCGUCGGGGCUGCCGAAGAUGGACGUAGUGGGGUCCGCAGAUCCCUACUUCGUCGCCAAGCUUGAUGGCAAGCUGCAGUACAUAUCAUCGGUGAAGGAGAACACACUGUCACCCGCCUGGAACGAGGCGUGGAGGAUCAAGAAUGUUCCGCAGGGCGCGGUCCUGGCGGUGGAAGUCAUGGACAAGGAUAGCAACAGCCUGACGGACGGCUAUGUCGGCCAGUUCAGGCUGGAGGUCUCGUCCGGGGAGAAGGAGCUCAGGAUCGAGGACAGGGUGCUGAAGCGGAAUAGGGGGACGUUCCAGCUCAAGAUGGACGUCGUGCCCUCGACGGACGCCGCGGCGUGCGACCACCCGUACCACUUCGACGGGCCGGUCCGCUACUCGCUGCACUACUCGCCGACGGUCGGUCGCCUGACGCGAGCGGACAGUCGGCUGUACGCGACGUGGAAGAUCUACAUCAAGGGCAUCCGCCUGUUCUUCGGGGACGAGGUCCAGGGAUGGAACCGCGACUACAGCAAGGCGCGGUCGAUCUUCCAAGGCCCCACGUCGCUCGCGGUGCGCUCAGUGAUACACACGGGGCACCGGAUGCUCUACGCGCGGUCCGCGGCGAACACGUUCGGCGUGCUCGAGGCGCCGUCGGACAUCCUGCACCUGCUACACGGGCACGCCGCGCCGGGCACGGACGGCGCGAGCGACCGCAACCCGUUCGCGCACCGCAUCAAGCCCGCGCUGUACACGUACGUGAUCUCGGUGGACGACGACUCGAUGCGGUUCUCGGAGACGGGGGCGCGGUUCCUGGUGAACAUGGCGUCGAAGCACGCGCUGCACUCGAACUGCGCGCAGGCGGUGCGCUUUUCGGGCGAGUUCCACCCGCGCCCCGAGGGCGGCUGGGACAAGUUCAGCGACGACAUGUCCGACGAAGACGUCCGAUGGGAGCUCGUCAUCGACAACAAGUCCGGGACGUACUCCCCGAACAACGAGCUCUUCCCGAAACUCAAGCAACUCAUGGAGUACAACUUCCCGACGUUCACCGUCAUACCCCUGGAUUACAGAGACCCGGAGCUCGCGCGCAGCAGCGAGGCAUGUCUGGCGUAUGCGACGUCGAAACGCGGUGUCAGCCCUGAGGACCUUGAGCCUCAUGUACCACCUUCUGAGAAGGAGUCCUUGAUUCAGCGCGCUUCCAAUCACCUCCACAUACAUCGUAUAUCUUCUAAGGCGCCAGAGGACGCGGAGCCUGACUCUGAGCUCGAAGGGCCAGCGUGUACCUACGAGCAUACGGAGUAGAGCAACCGUAGCACCGUACCUGAUAUACGAUACCUGUCUUAUACCUUGGACUGUAUUGCGCUGGUGUCUGUAUCAGUCGCUUGCUACCCAUUUAUGUUCUGUACUAACGACUCACCCGGGACUCACCUAUCUAUGACAAUUUAACAAGGCAGUAGCCAUUAUCGCGAAUAAAUGUCUGUAACAGAGGAAGCGACGAUGCAUAUCUUCGGAUAUAUCAAGCAGGGUAUGCGCGAUCCCGACGACUAGAUAACACUAAGAGCUACAAGUGCGUGCAUGGGGGAGACGGAUGAUAUUAAUGUACAGUUCGUUGUCUUUCCAACCUGCGAAUAAAUGACCUCAUAAAUCAUCAUGUACGCCGCGCGACUGCCGCAUAUC